AUGGAGAGAUGGCACCGGCGGCCCGGCCUCCUCGCGGGGCUGCCGGCCCGGGUGGUCGCGCUCGCCGUCCUCCUGCUGCCGCCGCUGCUGCUGCUGCUGGCGCUGGGGCCGGUCUCGGCCGUGGCGGCGGCGGCGGCGGCGGCCGGCGCGGGGGCCGCCGAGGGCAAGGAGUGCGACAAGCCGUGCGCCAACGGAGGGCGCUGCCAGCCCAGCACCGGCCAGUGCGAGUGCCAGCCCGGCUGGGUCGGGGACCAGUGCCAGCACUGCGGGGGGCGCUUCCGGCUUACUGGACCUUCAGGGUAUGUAACAGAUGGACCUGGGAACUAUAAAUACAAAACAAAAUGCACAUGGCUUAUUGAGGGAUGGCCGAACACAAUCCUUAGGCUCCGCUUUAAUCAUUUUGCAACGGAAUGCAGCUGGGACCACUUGUAUGUAUAUGAUGGUGAUUCAAUUUACGCUCCAUUACUGGCUGCUUUUAGCGGCCUUAUUGUCCCCGAGAAGGAGAGCAACGAAACAGUCCCGGAGAUCGUAGCCACCUCUGGCUAUGCACUCUUGCAUUUCUUCAGCGAUGCAGCUUAUAAUUUGACAGGAUUUAACAUCACCUACAACUUUAAUGUGUGUCCGCACAACUGCUCCGGCCGAGGGGAGUGCAAGCUCACGAACAGCAGCAAAGUGGUGGAAUGCGAGUGUGCGGAACAUUGGAGAGGAGAGGCCUGUGACAUCCCCCAUUGCCCGGAAGACUGCGGUGCCCCAGAGCGAGGGCAGUGCGACGCGAACGGCACCCAGGGGUGCGUGUGCUUCUCUGGCUGGCAAGGUACUGAUUGCUCAGUUCCUGUUCCGGCGAACCGCUCGUUUUGGACGCACCAAGAGUUCUACAUCCCCAAACUUCCCAGAGCCUCCCACAAGGCCGUCGUCCAAGAUGACGUCAUGUGGGUGGUCGGAGGCUACCUGUUCAACCACACGGAUGCCGAGAUGGUUUUGGCGUAUGACCUUAAUUCCCAGGAAUGGCUGCCCCUGAACAGCAGUGUGAACGCGGUCACGAUCAGAUACGGGCAUUCGCUGUCCUUGCAUGAAAAUAAAAUCUACAUGUACGGAGGGAAGAUAGACGAAACGGGGAACGUAACCAGUGAGCUGUGGGUAUUCCAUAUUGCAAACCAGUCAUGGGUUCACGUGACCCCGAAGGCCAAGGAGCAGUACGCCGUGGUGGGCCACUCGGCGCACAUCGUCACACUGGACAGCGGCAGUGUGGUGAUGCUCGUCAUCUUUGGGCACUGCGCCCUUUACGGAUACAUCAGCAGCGUGCAGGAGUACAAUCUGGCAAGGAACACAUGGAGCGUUUUGCAGACGACCGGAGCCCUGGUGCAAGGAGGCUACGGCCACAGCAGCGUGUAUGACCCGAGCACCAAGUCCGUCUACACCCACGGGGGUUACAAGGCAUUCAGUGCCAACAAAUACAGGCUGACUGACGAUUUGUACAAGUAUGAAGUCAACACAUACAAGUGGACGAUUCUCAAAGAGAGCAAGCUCUCCCGAUACUUGCACUCUGCGGUGAUCAUCAGCGGGACCAUGCUUGUUUUCGGAGGAAACACUCACAACGACACCUCCAUGAGCCAUGGUGCCAAGUGCUUUUCCUCAGACUUCAUGGCAUAUGACCUGGCUUGCGAUCACUGGUCUAUGCUUCCUCUGCCUGACCUUCCCCACGAUGUCAACAGGUUUGGACAUUCUGCCGUGCUGAGCAACAACACCAUGUAUCUCUUUGGAGGCUUUAAUAGCCUCUUGUUGGGCGACAUUGUGAAGUACACCCCAGAAAGCUGUGAAGUGCACAACAACGAGACCUCCUGCGUGAGGGCCGGCCCUGGGCUCCGAUGUGUGUGGAACAGUUCCAAUUCCCAGUGCCUCCCCUGGGAAAUGGCCACGGCGCAGCAAGAACAAAGAGCGGCUGAGGAAUGCCCGCCCUGGACAGUUGUCGACCAUGAAAAAUGUGAUCAGAUUACAGACUGCUACAGCUGUACAGCCAACACAAACAAGUGCCACUGGUGCACAGACCAGUGUGUGUCGCGGAGCAGCAACUGCUCAGAAGACCAGACUCCCAUUGCUGCAUUUGAAAAUUGCCCAAAGGAUAAUCCUGCCUUUUACUGUAACAAAAAGACCAGCUGUAAGAGCUGUGGCCUGGACCAGAACUGUCAGUGGGAAAGCCGGAAUCAAGAAUGCAUUGCUUUGCCCGAAAACAUCUGUGGGGCGACGUGGCUCUUGGUUGGCAAUUCUUGUCUGAGGAUCACAAACACAAAGGACAGCUACGACAACGCUAAGCUAGCCUGCAGAAACCACAAUGCUGUCCUGGCAUCGCUCACGACCCAGAAGAAGGUGGAAUUCCUUCUCAAGGAGCUCCAGAAGACCCAGUCCUCGCACAAAGCCUUAACACCCUGGGUCGGGCUGCGGAAGAUCAACAUCUCGUACUGGUGUUGGGAAGAUAUGUCUCCUUUCACGAACACGUCGCUGCAGUGGCUGCCCGGGGAGCCGAGCGACAUCGGGUUCUGCGGGUACCUGGCCGAGCCAAGCAGCCGAGGGCUGAAGGCGGCCACGUGCAUCAACGUCGUGAACGGCAGCGUCUGCGAGCGGCCCGCCAACCACAGUGCCAAGCAGUGCCGCACCCCCUGCGGCUUGAGGACGGCCUGCAGCGAGUGCACGAGCAGCAACUCAGAGUGCAUGUGGUGCAGCGACAAGAGGCAGUGCGUGGCCUCCAACGCCUACGUGGCCUCCUUCCCGUACGGCCAGUGCAUGGAGUGGCACACCGUGAGCAGCUGUCCACCUGAAAAUUGUUCUGGCUACUUCACUUGCGCUCACUGCUUGGAGCAGCCUGGGUGUGGCUGGUGCACGGACCCCAGCAACACGGGCAAGGGGAAGUGCAUUGAAGGGUCUUCCAGAGGUCCAGUGAGGAUGCCGAAGCCGUCUCCACCUUCCCCGCCCACAGGAGGAAGCUCGUACCUGGAACCCGCCCUCGACGUCACCAUGUGUCUGACCGAGAAUAACUAUAACUGGUCUUUUAUUCAGUGUCCAGCCUGCCAGUGUAACGGGCACAGUAAAUGUGUCAAUGAGAGCAUCUGUGAGCGGUGUGAGAACUUGACGACAGGCAAGCACUGUGAGAGCUGCAUCUCUGGUUACUAUGGAGACCCCACCAAUGGAGGGACCUGUCAGCCUUGCAAAUGCAACGGCCACGCGUCCGUCUGCAGCACAAACACAGGAAAGUGCUUCUGUACCACCAAAGGGAUCAAAGGAGAGGAGUGCCAGCUAUGUGAGGUUGAGAACCGAUACCAAGGCAAUCCUCUGAAAGGAACCUGCUACUACACGCUUCUUAUUGACUAUCAGUUCACAUUCAGUCUUUCACAAGAAGACGAUCGCUAUUAUACAGCAAUCAAUUUUGUAGCAACGCCUGAAGAGCAAAACAGAGACCUGGACAUGUUCAUCAAUGCUUCUAAAAACUUCAACCUCAACAUCACUUGGUCAACGAGUUUUGCAGCUGGCACACAGGCAGGGGAGGAGAUUCCAGUGGUCUCGAAGAGCCAGAUCAGGGAGUAUAAGGACAGCUUCUCCAAUGAGAAAUUUGACUUCCGCAACAAUCCCAACAUCACUUUCUUCGUGUACGUCAGCAACUUUACCUGGCCAAUAAAAAUACAGAUUGCAUUUUCGCAGCACAGUAACUUUAUGGACCUGGUACAGUUCUUUGUCACCUUCUUCAGCUGCUUCUUGUCCCUGCUCCUUGUGGCCGCUGUGGUUUGGAAGAUCAAGCAGAGCUGCUGGGCGUCACGGCGGAGAGAGCAACUGCUCCGGGAGAUGCAGCAGAUGGCCAGCCGUCCCUUCGCUUCCAUCAACGUUGCCUUAGAAACGGAUGAGGAACCCCCGGAUCUCAUUGGAGGGAGUGUGAAGACUGUCCCUAAACCCAUCGCGCUGGAGCCCUGCUUUGGCAACAGAGCUGCUGUCCUCUCAGUAUUUGUGAGGUUGCCGAGGGGCCUCGGAGGGAUCCCCCCGCCGGGGCAAUCAGGUCUGGCGGUAGCCAGCGCUUUGGUGGACAUUUCACAGCAGAUGCCGAUCGCCUACAAAGAAAAAUCAGGAGCCGCACGGAAUCGCAAACAGCAGCCUCCAGCCCAGCCCGGGACCUGUAUUUGAUGCACGGACAUCAGAACUGCCCGUUUCGGGUUUUAAAAACAAGGGAGGGUGAGGAGACAGACUAAACCAUUGCAAAGCUCAAGGAGACCUCGGAGCACCCGGGCGUGGCUUCCGGAGUGCCCAGCCCUUCCCCUCAGCACCGUCUUAGCUGGCUUCUUUGGUCAUCUACUCCAUCCUGGGUUUGCCGCUCCAUUGUACCGUAUGGCUCCACGGUUUUUGUUGCUCUCCUCUGUCCAGUUAAAGGCCAUUUAUUGCAAGUCCGUUAGCAUCUGCCUCCCCCUGUGAAGGCCGACGGGAACUGGGAAGAGCCACGUGAGGACAAAGGACUCUUGGCUUUUAUAUGUGGAAAGUGCUUUGUGGUACUCGAUUUUUUUUCUAGGUCGUACAAGAAACAAUGCAGCACUUAACAGAUAAUUUUCUGCCCUCAGCAGUUAAACUCUAGGAUUUAAGGAGAAGCUAACUGAAUUUUCUCCGGGAUCCUGAUGUUAUGAACAUUCUAUUUAUUUCUUUCUUACGUAGAGCUCUCUUCCAAACACAAUAUAUUCCUUCUUUUGGGGUUA
Varanus komodoensis (Komodo dragon) is the source of this 4724-nucleotide messenger RNA. It is a transcript of the gene ATRN, whose product is annotated as attractin. Gene Ontology annotation, molecular function: protein binding. Gene Ontology annotation, cellular component: Golgi apparatus. Bases 1 to 4164 code for a protein of 1387 amino acids. The record is from RefSeq and is a predicted model, not a curated record. NCBI's taxonomy places the organism in Eukaryota, Metazoa, Chordata, Lepidosauria, Squamata, Varanidae. The transcript is spliced from 29 exons.